UUCCAACCUAGACUGUCGUCUAUUUCAUUCCCCAAUUGGUUGCUAAUGCAGCUUUAUAAUAAACAGGAACCCGUUUCAUUUGUUAUCUUAAUUCUAUAAAGCUUUUAUUUUUUGUUUUUUUCUCGUAUUCUGAAAUUUCUUCACCUGUAUUUAUUAUCUCCACAACCAAAGAAUGUCGGAAAACAUUUCCACCCCUGAUGAAAAAACAGAAUCAUCCACGGAAUCAAAUUCUAAAAUACUAAAAUGGUGCAAGAAAUAUCUACUAGAAGGCCAGCAGCUAGAUGAGAAACAUGCAGAAAAAGUUCAAAACUUUCCUGAAAAUCCAACAGUUUCUGAUUUCGUUUUUAUUAAAUACCGAAAAUUUGUAGCAGUUUUGAUACCGUUCUGCUUUGUACAUGUUUUGUGGUGGAGCACGGCAAUCCGUUACAACUUUUUCCACCUCUACAAUGAUUAUUGGCACAUGCCAGUUACUAUGAUUUUGGGUGCAUUAGUAGCUGGAAUGACUGCUGAAGGAGCUGGAGCUGUUGCAUUUCCGGUUAUGACAUUGAUUCUACAUUUAGCACCUUCAAUUGCAAGAGAUUUCUCUCUUAUGGGACAAUCUAUUGGAAUGAUGUCUUCACUUGUUUGCGUGAUUUUUAUGAAGGUUCAGUACGAAUCAAUGGCUGUGAUUUUUGGAGUACUUGGUGCUAUCCCGGGUUUCAUUUUUGGAGUUCAUGUUUUUGACCCUCUCUUCACUGGAGCACAGAAGAAAAUGAUGUUCGUAUCAAUAUGGACCGCAUUUGCUUUUGCUCUCGGACUACUGAAUGCUCAAAAAAAGAGGCCGACAUUUGUCAAAAUUCCAGAAUUUUGUUUCUGGAAAGGUCUUCUUCUGUUCUUAACAGGUAUUGUUGGAGGAGUCUUUGACGCAUUUGCUGGAAGUGGAAUUGAUAUUUGUAUGUUUUCAAUUGUGACCCUAUUAUUUCGAGUCAGCGAAAAAACAGCUACACCCACAACUAUGAUUUUGAAAGGAAUCGUCUCUGUGUUUGGGUUCUGGUAUCGUGGGGUUAUGAUGGGAGACAUAUCGGAAACUGCAUGGAAUUAUUUUGCUGUAACAAUACCAGUAGUGGCAACAAUGGCACCAAUUGGUUCAUUUCUUGGAUCUCAUCUCCAUCGACAAGUCAUUGCGGGGCUCAUUUAUGUGUUAGAAUUGGCAUCUUUAAUUGGUUUUCUGCUCACAAAUCCCUCGUGGGGACUGAUUUCCGCAGCAGUUACAAUAAUUCUAUGCGGUUUCGGUUUUUUUGCACUCAUUGCCAAGUCUGGUGAAAUUUUGAUGAGAAGAUUGGAAGAAAAUAGUGAAGAAAAACAGGAGAACUUUGAGAUGGUUGCGUGAAUUAAUUAGUUAUUCUUGUGAUAUUUUCCUUGGUGUUUAUUUAUUUAUUUAUUGGAAGAAAAUUCUAUGAAACUUUUCCUUGUUUUAAAUAGCUGUUAUGUGUUCCUCAAAACCUUAUUUUGAAGUUUUAACAAAAAUAAUAGUGUCUGUGAGGAUUUGCAUACUGUUUUUGAACAAAUAAAAUUGAACAAGAACAAA
Messenger RNA from Caenorhabditis elegans, 1567 nucleotides. RefSeq lists its product as uncharacterized. The coding region runs from base 173 to 1369 and encodes 398 amino acids. The transcript has 9 exons. Gene Ontology annotation, cellular component: membrane. The record is from RefSeq and is marked reviewed. NCBI's taxonomy places the organism in Eukaryota, Metazoa, Nematoda, Chromadorea, Rhabditida, Rhabditidae.